GACUGGCUGGAUUGGGCCACGCUGCUCGGAGAAGGAGUGGGUGGUGCAGAGCAGCAAUUGGAGAUUGGUGACAGCAGCAUUGACCUGAGGCUUACAGGAGCCUUCAGUGGGACCUGCCAGCAGUCUGGGAUGAACACUGACCAUGCAGGAUGCUUUUGGGAACAGAUUGGGGGUCACACAUAGACCAUGAAUGGAUCCUUUUUCAACCAUACUCUUCUGGAGCAGGCAGCUGACCCCAACAGGACUCAGGGCUUGGGGAUGCUCAUGGCCUGCUGCAAUGGGACCAGCACGGUGCUUGUGACUGAUGGCGGCUCCUUGGUCCUGGCACCUGACGAGAGGAGCCUUUUCAUCACGAGAGUGGUACAGAUUGCUGUCCUCUGCAUCCUCUCCUUGACUGUGAUGUUUGGCAUCUUCUUUUUGGGCUGCAACUUGCUCAUCAAGUCAGAGAGCAUGAUUAACUUUCUGGUGAAGGACCGACGACCUUCCAAGGAUGUGGGCGCUGCAAUCAUGGGACUUUACUGAAGCCACCGGGCUCUUGUAGGCAAGUGAACUGUCUGGACCUGGUGUUGAGAUGCACAUUUCCAUGUGUUUGGGGCAACUGGGGGGAGUGGGAAGGGGAGAGGGGUCUUUUAGUCUGUCUGUGUCCAUGGGAAAGCAAACCUGCUCUUCCCAGUCAAGAAAAUGUGGUGGCAAAUGUGGAAACCACUCCAGAGCUAUGUGAAGUACAAUAAAUGACCAGCAUUUUGUUGCAUGCAGAAAUGGCUUAAGUUUUGCAUGAAACUUGCAGAAACAGUGCUAAUGUGGAGAUCUAGACUCUUGACUGCUGUUACCUUGGAUACCACUACCUGGAAUUUAGGGCUAAAAAAAUAAAAGACAAAUAAGUCAUUAUAGAAAGAAAACAAAAGAACAAACUAAUGGGAGAGCAAAAUACAGGGCACAGACCUUAUCUUUGAGAUGGCAGGGGAAGAGAAGUGCUGUGUGGGUCAUUAAACAAAGUCUGCAUGCUAAAAAAUGUCAGUCUGUUGUGUUUUGGACCUUGAGCAUGCAUCUUCUGGUAGUUUUGUAACAGGGAAAGCAUGUUCUUCCUUAUUUUUCUGAGCUAUCCUGUUAAAUAAACUGGUACUUUCUUCUUUCACGCUAUGGUGGAGGAAGGAAAGGACCCAGAUAAAUAUAAACCCCUCCCCACCCCAAAACAAAAGCAUGUUUGUUUUUGUACACACUAGACUCUUUUUCCAAGUGCUACAUUGUUACAGUCCUUGAGGUUUUGUACUUUUUGAAAACUGGUGAAAAUUCAGGAAAAAAAUCCAACCUGUUU
Molecule: messenger RNA, 1315 nt
Organism: Cyanistes caeruleus (blue tit)
Lineage: Eukaryota; Metazoa; Chordata; Aves; Passeriformes; Paridae
Gene: RPRML
Product: reprimo like
Source: RefSeq, a predicted model, not a curated record